Molecule: messenger RNA, 2612 nt
Organism: Ceutorhynchus assimilis (cabbage seed weevil)
Lineage: Eukaryota; Metazoa; Arthropoda; Insecta; Coleoptera; Curculionidae
Source: the annotation of a GenBank genome assembly
UUUUAUGUGUAUUUUAAAUUAUUUUGCUUAGAGUUUUGCUUGUAACUUUGAUUUUGAUUAUUUAAUACGAUAUUUGUCGACUAGGUACCUAGACUAUUAAAUCGGGCAGAAACUACAUAUUUUUUUGUGUUUUCUGGCCCAUGUGUGGCCGCGACGCCAUCUUGAGUGUCACGUGGUUUGAAUUGCCUAAUUGUACCUCGUCGACCUUAGUGGGACACCCUGUAUAAUAUUUAUUUUUAGGACUUAAAAAAUAUAUCUAAUACAAAUUUCCACUAUUUUCAAUUCAUUAUGUUGAAAAACGAGGCUAGAAAACGUCAAGAAUAAUAAAUUCAAGAAAGCAAAUUUCUGAAUUGUAUUUUAAAUACAACUACUAUCAAAUAUUUUUGACGAAAACUCCAACAAUAUGAAGCUGAAGCUUAGUUUGGUUAUAUUACUUGGCUAUGGAAUCGUUUUCUCGAUGUUUCUUCGCAUGGCAGACCUUUUCAGAAUCCCGACCAUGUAUUCGAGAACCUCCGAAGAAGUAGAAGAUCUUUGUAAAAAACCCGACCUAAACCAACCACAAUUUGGUGCAAGUCAACUAUCCUGGACAAUGCUUUCUGUAAAUCCGAGCUCGCUAUUAGCUAUUGCGGCCAUCAUAUUAUUCAUAAUGGUUAUUAUUACAAUAAGCCGAGUAGCCUGGACUAUAUUAUCAAAAGUUGGAGAAAAAGUAAAAAUCGAAUUUAAAACAGAGGACGAAGAAAUGCAUCGUCUGCAAAAUUUUUCGAUUGAAGAACAUUCAUAUUUAAGCAGAAAGUUAAUUGAAGUCCUCGAAGAAAAAACUGAAUUGACUAAACAAAUAACAGUUCUGACAAAUGAAUAUAGAGAAAUCAAAACACAAAAUACAUAUUUGUUCCAACAGUGUGAAGCCCUAACAGAAGAAUUAAACAUCACUAAGACAGAGUUUCAAUCUUUGUUAGAGAGAUCGCAAGCUGCAGAGGCUAAAUUUAGAGAAUUCAGUCGAAUAUUAGCCAAACACAAAGAAAUAGAAAAUAAAAUCCUAGAUUUGGAUCUAACUUUGGAUAAUGAAGUUGUUAAAUUGACCAAAAGCCUCUCCAAAUUUGUCAAUCAAGGGCAGCAACCAUUAUCAUCUGAACUUGAAUACAGUACUGAGAGUAGUGAGCAGUUACUGGAAAUAGAUGAUAAGAAUGAUAAUUGUAUGCUAAAGAGUAUGGACAUGCCUUGUGGGGAGACUAAAAGACCUCCUUCUACUCGAUGCUCGGAUGCCAAUCUAAAUGCAGUCACAGAAUCAGAAAUGGAUUUAUUGGAAAAACUGAAAGGAGUGGAAGAACGUUUUGGAGUUUCAAUCUUGAACAGUAAUUAUUUGGACCACUCAACAUUGCAGGCCAUCUUUUCUUAUACCAAUCAAAGCCGAGAAAAACUAGAAGAAUUGGAACUAAACGCUGAAGAUUCAACCAUGGAUAGUGAAGAACAUGACAUCCAAAUCAAUGAAAUAUUGGAACCCAAGUUCACUCUUUCUGGUGACCAAAGAAAACUCAACGAAUUGGAAAAAAAAUCUGGAAAUUUGACCACAAUAUAUGAAAAAUCUGAAGGCUCAACUUAUGAAACCUUGGAGGCAAUUUCCUCAAUCAGCAUUUCUGGAAACUCUAAUGAUGCUCUAAAUACCACCCAAAGCCAGUCCGUAAACACAAUUUCUGAAAACUCCAUUGAAAGUCUAAAUCUCGAUCUGAAUAACACCCAAAGCCAGGUAAAAAUCGAUUCAAAAAGAUCAACCGCAAUUAUGAGUGAUGAAUAUGAAAAACGUGAUGAACAAUCAAGUCAUGAAAUCUUGAAGGAAAUAUUUUCCAAAAUAAGAAUUUCGGAAAACUCCACCGAUGCUUUAAAUAACACAGAAAGCAAGACAAAAAUGAAUGUAAAAAAUUCAACUACAAUUAUUAGUGAUGAAUAUGACAAUGCAAGUUAUGCAACUUUUGAGUCCGCUGUUACAAGUUCUGGAAACUUAGCUAAUGCCGAGGCCAAUGCUCUAAAUACCACCCAAGCCCAGGUUAAACUCAAAGAGUUUGAAGCAAAUUUGAGAAAUUCAACCACAAUUAUUAGUGAUGGUGGUGAAAAUGACAAUUCAAGUUAUGAAACCUUAGAGUCCGCAAUCACCUCUUCUGGAAACUCCACAGAUGAUCUGAAUGCCACCCAAGUCCAAAGCACACUUACUAGGAACAACAGCGAGUGGGAGACAGAAAGUAUUGAAUCCAGUCCUGAAACACCUUGUUGGUAUCAGAAAUUUGUGGAAGUAACUAGAAAAUACAUUAUCGAACCUCCAAAGAUCCAAGAUACACUGAGCGUUACUCUGCCGAAGCACUUGGGCAACAUGCGGAAUAGAUUAACUACUACUGACAAAUUCGGCCCAACAACACAAUUAGUACAAGAACCUAAGGGACUAGUAACCAGUUCUAUAGCUUUUAAAAACUUUAUGAAAAAUCUAAAUGAAUUGAAUGCUCCCGAGGAUGCUCCGUAGAAAAAUCUUUCGAUCAACUAAGAAAUUUUAUGUUUAAAUAUAUUUCACUGAGUAGAAUAAUAUAUUGACUUUUUUGAUUUAACUAAAUGAUUGUUUUUUUUUU